Messenger RNA from Darwinula stevensoni, 1741 nucleotides. The record is from the annotation of a GenBank genome assembly. Lineage: Eukaryota; Metazoa; Arthropoda; Ostracoda; Podocopida; Darwinulidae.
GUCGUAGACCAACUCGACAACUGUGCCGAGAGCGUCGGGCAUUAUGGCCGCCCCCACUUGGGAUCAGUCCUCAGCAUGUUGAUCUCAAUUUGGGCUUAAUUUAUUUAACUUGUUGGCCUGAAGUUUCUUGAGCAUCUGAUGCCCACUGUCGUUUCUGCGUUGUUGCGAAGGUAAAAUGAGUUUCACGAGCGACGAAGUCAAUUUCCUGGUUUAUCGUUAUCUCCAGGAAUCGGGAUAUGUUCACUCCGCAUACACCUUUGGAAUUGAGUCCCACAUUUCGCAGUCAAACAUCAAUGGAGCCCUGGUGCCACCUGCAGCCCUUCUCAGCAUCAUCCAAAAGGGGCUUCAGUAUGUGGAGGCUGAAAUAAGUGUCAAUGAGGAUGGUUCCCAGAGAGAGUUGGAGAGCCUGUCACUGAUUGAUGCUGUCAUGCCUGAUGUUGUAAGCUCUUGCCAGCAAAAGCAGCAGCAGCAAGUUGUACAAUCCGACAACCAGAAUGGAUCGGCUGAGGAUGGCCAGCACCCCUACAGUUUGGCAAGGACUACAGGUGGGGGGGUGGGAGGAUCUGGUGGAGGUGGAGAGGCAAUGCAGCUGGAUGAGAGCUUGGAGAUACCUGCAUCUCGAGCCACAGUUCUCAAGGGACAUGAAUCGGAGGUGUUCAUCUGUGCCUGGAAUCCUGUCACAGAUCUCCUUGCAUCUGGGUCAGGAGACAGCACAGCACGAAUCUGGAACAUGAAUGAUGGUGCAAAUCAGGGCCCGGCUGGUGGGACUGGCCCAAAUGGGACAGGAUCGGCUCCACCAGGUGGGACUGGUGCUGGUUCAUCAGCCAACCAGCUUGUCCUUCGCCACUGCAUUCAGAAGGGUGGCACUGAGGUCCCCAGCAACAAAGAUGUCACAUCUCUUGAUUGGAAUAGUGAAGGUACAUUGUUGGCAACAGGAUCAUAUGAUGGGUAUGCAAGGAUCUGGACAACAGAUGGCAGACUGGCAUCUACACUGGGCCAGCACAAGGGUCCCAUCUUUGCUCUCAAAUGGAACAAGAAAGGCAAUUACAUUCUCUCUGCAGGUGUUGACAAGACAACAAUCAUCUGGGAUGCUUCAACAGGCCAGUGCACACAGCAAUUUGCUUUCCAUACGGCACCAGCCUUGGAUGUGGACUGGCAAAGCAACACUUCAUUUGCAUCCUGCUCCACUGACCAGCGCAUCCAUGUAUGUCAGCUGGGGUCUGACAAGCCUGUCAAGUCCUUCCAAGGUCACACCAAUGAGGUGAAUGCAAUCAAGUGGGACCCACAGGGCAACCUUCUUGCAUCCUGCUCUGAUGACAUGACCUUGAAGAUCUGGUCAAUGAAGCAGGAUGGCUGCGUGCAUGACCUUCAGGCACAUAACAAGGAGAUCUACACCAUCAAAUGGAGCCCCACUGGACCUGGCACCAACAAUCCCAGCAUGAAUCUUAUCCUUGCCAGUGCAUCAUUUGACUCAACUGUGCGUCUCUGGGAUGUGGAACGAGGUGCCUGCAUCCACACCCUGACCCGCCACACAGAACCCGUCUAUUCGGUGGCCUUCAGCCCUGAUGGGAAAUUCCUUGCCUCAGGCAGCUUUGAUAAGUGUGUCCACAUCUGGUCCACUCAGUCGGGACAACUGGUACAUAGCUACAAGGGGACUGGUGGGAUCUUUGAGGUGUGUUGGAAUGCUCGUGGAGAUAAAGUUGGAGCAUCUGCUUCAGAUGGAAGUGUUUCUCAGUCUCAG